ACUAUUACACAAACUAUACACUAUAACACACACACUAUACACUAUUACACACACACACACUAUUCAGUAUUACACAAACUAUACAAUAUUACACACACUAUACUAUAACACACAAACACAUAUACACACUUAAACAUUUUGUGAACAUUGUGUUCUAUAUAAGGGUGGUUUAAUGAAAACAUAAUGUCUCUGUGUGUGUGUGUGUGUGUGUGUGUGUGUGUGUGUGUGUGUGUGUGUGUGUGACCACUGUCAUAAUCACAGAGAUGUUUUACAGAAUAUGGGAAGUUAUCAGUCAGUUAUUAUAUUUGUUCUUUUUCUCUUUUAUGGGGAUUUGACUCAUAAAUCUGAAGCUUCCAGUCAUCAACAUGUUUUAUAUUAUCAUAUAAUGUGUGUGUGUGUGUGUGUGUGUGUGUGUGUGUGUGUGUGUGUGUGUGUGUGUUUUUCCUCUUCUGCAGAAAUUAUGCUUUGUGUUGGUGUGUGUUUUAUUGUCUUGCUGCUAAACGUUGCAAGUGAAAAGGAUACAGAGAUAUUAUGGGGGAAGAAGGUGAUCCUCAAGCACACAAACUGCCAGUUCUGGUCUCUGAAGCCAAAUGUGUCGUUGCCAUCUCUGUCUGAGUUCACGGUGUGUGUGAAGGUGCAGAGGAGCAUCAACAGCUCGGCAUGGAGCGCCUUCACCUACCUACACCCCGACCACAGUCAGAUGGAGUUGGGGUUCGGGGGGCGUGCGCUGCAGCUACAGGUGCGGCUGUUCGGGUGGAGCUGGGUGACUCAGGACACACUCACCCUGGGUCACUGGCACUCCAUCUGCAUCACGUGGUCCUGCUCCACCCAUCACCUCAUGCUCCUCAUCAACGGCACCGCAACAGAGCUGAAGAAGGAUGUGCGGGAACCGGGCAGAGAGGGCGGGGCGUGCGGGCUGGUGGGCGGAGGCUCGCUCACUCUCGGGGCUGCACAUUAUUAUGUAGGAGAUAAAAUGGAGGUGGAGAGCGGCACCAACCUGCAAGGCAACGUGACCAUGUUCAGGGUGUGGGGCAGAGCACGCAGCCAGCACGAGAUCGCCACCAAUACCUGCACCGACGGUGACGUCAUGCCCUGGCACGGCCGGGUGUGGCUCUUUAGGUCUCCCUGCACACCUGUAAUAGACCAAACAGUCAUGUGUGCAUGGUCUCUGUAUGAGGUGAAAGUUCUUCUCCUCGUCCUCAACUAUGAGAAACCCAACUGUACUUCAAGGUUAAAACAUCACACAAACCUGGUUGAGGGAGGUGCUCCCUGUAAAUAUUUACAUACAAGAUGUUUUUGUGUUUCAAGCAAGAAGUUUGGUGCAUGUGUACACAGGAAAAAGAACAGGUGCAGUGGAUCAGAGGCACAGCCCAAAUACACAGAGGUACGAGGUUGUUGCUCAUCUGAACGUGAUUCCAUGUGAGGAAGUGGGACAAAUCCAGAAACAGGUGGUGAACAUUCUCAAACUCGGACACAACUCAUCUCUGGGUUAUAAGCUGCUCAUAG
Molecule: messenger RNA, 1506 nt
Organism: Silurus meridionalis
Lineage: Eukaryota; Metazoa; Chordata; Actinopteri; Siluriformes; Siluridae
Product: adhesion G-protein coupled receptor G4-like
Exons: 7
Coding region: 278-1423 (381 amino acids)
Source: RefSeq, a predicted model, not a curated record